Bathycoccus prasinos is the source of this 1953-nucleotide messenger RNA. RefSeq lists its product with no specific name. The record is from RefSeq and is a predicted model, not a curated record. Gene Ontology annotation, molecular function: mRNA binding; zinc ion binding. The coding region runs from base 1 to 1953 and encodes 650 amino acids. The transcript has a single exon. Gene Ontology annotation, biological process: regulation of mRNA splicing, via spliceosome. NCBI's taxonomy places the organism in Eukaryota, Viridiplantae, Chlorophyta, Mamiellophyceae, Mamiellales, Bathycoccaceae. Gene Ontology annotation, cellular component: nucleus.
AUGCCUUCCUCCUCCCCAAAACGCGUCGAUGAUGACGACACCCAGGGUAUUGCUGCUGCUGUUGCUAUCGCGGAUGAAGCGGAAAAGGAGACUCUGGAGACGAAAAGAGAAACGAAAGAAGAGAAGAGAAGGAAAAGAAAAUCCCGUUGGGAAUCUCAUCAUCAAAAUCACUCGAACGCAUUAAUGGACGACGAAGAAACAGAAAAAGAAAGGAAGAGGACAGAUACGGAGGAAGGAAAAACGUUCGCAUUUCCACCUCCACCUCCUCUUCCUAAUAAUAACAGUACUACUAAUAAUAACGAGUUUGGAGGAGGAGUUUCUUCUUCGUUAUUAGGACUCCCUCCCGGCAUGGGACUGACGAUCGUUCCUUCGUCUGAGAGAAACAACAACAACAACUCUAAUAAUAAUAUUUCUUUAGACUUGGACCCUUCGAAAAUCUUCAAACACUUAGCCGCCAAAGGGUUCGGACAGAACACAGAUGUAUUAAACGGACUGACGAGACAACCACACGAAAACCCGGUCGUAGAAGAUCACUACAAACGGUUCUACGAUUUAUCCGGAAAGUUACAACGACGAGAGUUUACGGACCCGAGGCCGGAACGAGAGAGAAGUCCGAGUCCUCCACCAAAGUACGAUAAAGUGACCGGGUUUAAAAUCAACAGCAGAGAGUUAAGAGUGAGAGAUAAAAUACGAAAAGAGAGGAACCGAGUGUGCGAGUUUUUACUGAAGAACGAUCCGGAAAAUUUCACCGCGCCGCAGGAUUAUCGACCGGAGAAGAAGACGAGGAAGUUGUUCGUUCCGGAGAAGGAGUAUCCCGGGUAUAACUUUGUCGGCUUAAUCAUCGGGCCGAGAGGGAACACGCAGAAAAGGUUACAAAGAGAAACAAACACGAGGAUUGUUUUGAGAGGGAAAGGGUGCAUUAAAGGAAACGCGAGCAGAGACAACAGAACGGACUAUAAAGAGGACGAGCCGUUACACGUAGUUAUCGAAGGCGACACGGACGAGGCGGUAGAUAUGGCGGCGGAAAUGGUACAAAAGAUUCUAACGCCCAUCGACGAAGGGUAUAAUCACCAUAAACGAGCGCAAUUGAAAGAGUUGGCGAUGAUUAACGGCACAUUUCAAGAUCGACCGGAGUAUUGCUUGAUUUGCGGCGGGAUGGGUCACAGCGGCGUGCACUGUCCAGAAAACGAAAACAAUAAAUUGGUUGGAUUUAAAGCUGGCGUGGCGUGCGCGAUUUGCGGCGACGGCGGGCAUCCCACCGGCGAUUGCCCGAUGAAAGGGAAAGGUACCACGAAUGGUGGCGGUGGUGGUAAUACUACUAAUAAUAAAAUUCCUCAAGAGUUGACGAAGGAAUAUCAAAACUUUCUCUCGGAAAUCGGCGUGAACGAUCCGACCGCGGUUGCUAACGAAGACCAAGAGAAAAGUGAGAAAAAGAAAAUUCAAUCCGGUUUACCGCCGCCGCCGGUUUACUUGAAAGAUAAAGCCGUGACUGGUGGAUUACCACCACCACCGAAUAGAAACAAUAGUAAUAAUAACUUACUCCAUCAACCUCCUCGGUUUGGAGCGGGAGGAGGAGGAGGAGCGGGAGUAGGGUACGGCGGUAUCCCUCCAAUGAACAUGAUGAUGCAACAACAACAAUUUGGAGGAGGAGGAGGAGGAAGUGGUACAGGGGGAGUCGGUCCGGCGUUUCUCGGCGGCAUCAUGCCACCUUUAGGCACAGGCAUACCACCACCUCCUCCACCACCUAUUGGAUCGACGCCGACAACGAUUGCGAACGUGAACGUCCCGCCGCCUCCGCCUUCGGACGGCACGGCGGGCGUUCCACCUCCAAUCCCGGACGCGCCAUCGGUGGGUUUUGUACCUCCACCGCCGCCACCGAUGCCAGUGGAGGAAGGUGAGUUAGGGACUGUCCCGCCGCCGCCACCACCGCCGCCGCCAGAAGGUGCGUAUUAG